AUGCUUGGAAAGAAGAUAUCCCACCCAAAAUCAACCAAGUUCGACGCUGACGACGCCGACGACUUCGCCUCGCCACCUGCAAAACGGCUGAAACGGGACAUCUCCAACUUCGUGCGAAGGAGUCCCAAGAAGACGGCUCGAAGAGAUGUGAUUCCAGACUCAGAGGAAGAUAGUGAGAGUGAGAGCCUCGAAGUUGAGGCGCGAAACCAUCAAACCGAUCUCGAAACUGCUCUGCCUCCCAUUGAGACGGACAAGGAAGCCAUCGAAGCAUACGAAGCAUCUCGUGCCGCCGAGCAGGCCGAGAACGGGUUGAAUGAGCGUCUCGGAGAGCGGAAAUGGGUCAAAGGGAAGAGCUCGAUAUAUGUGGAUGCCUUUAAUCUGGCAUUGGAGACGGUUCUCGAGGAUGAAAGUCACCUGUUCGACGAGGCCGAGCACGUUGUCUUCCAGCAAUGGCGGGAUCUCAGUUACGAAGCACAAUACCUAUAUGUGAGGCUGUUCCUGAGAAAGACCUCGAGCUGGCAUCGUAUCAACCGACUGGGCUAUCACAGUGAUAUCGCAGAUUUACAGAAUGCGGUCGAUGACUUACAGGCGGUGAAAGAGUUGCCACUGCAUCCAUCGCAACCUCAGGAUAAUCCUGGCGAGCUAGAACCACCAGAAGGAACAACGUUAGGUAAGAGCUUCUCCUUUGCAGAUCGCUCGCAAGAUUGCAUCAAGACACUCGAGGAAGCGUCUUCACUCCUUCUACUUGAUGAGUUAAAGGCUCUUGCGAAAGAUGCCAAAGUACAGGGGAAGAACAAGAAAGAUUUGCUUCGAGCUUUUAGGAAAUCUAGUGGCCAACAAACAGCACKUUCAGGAUUCGUGGGCUUGAAACGUUCAAACACAGAAGAAACCACAGCAUCUUACGAAUCGGGCCCGGCCGACGACUCCAGUAGAGAUGUCACACCAGUAGGACGGGAGAACCGAGAUGCACACUUUGUAGAGAAGAUCCUGGCAGAGACAGGCCCUUGCAUCCGUCUCUCCCUGACGACUCUCAAACUCUUCGAGCGCGUUCACCUCGUGUUCUAUCAUUCCACCGAGUGGACUGAAAAGUCCCUGACAACCAUCAUCCUCGCUCGGAUCGCCCGCCGCAACUUUCCGGAAUAUAUCGUCUCCCGGUCGGCGAACAUCUUCCCAUCGCRCUCUCUCCUUCUCGAAUUUGAAGCUGCUGUGCGAACGCAGUUCAGAGUUGACAAUCUUCUUGAGUUCAACGGCCCGACGACGAAGGACGAUUUGCAAACAAUCCUUGACAUUUUSGAUGAAGUCCAUCCCCGAUGGCUCGUCCUUCUCGCAGACGAACAAAGAAAGGAAGACAGCAUUUAUAGCACCGGUGAAGGUGCCUAUCUCCGCCGCCUCUCUCCCGCUUGGGUUUACACUCGCAUCGUUCACAAAGCUGCAUACGUUCUGGGGAAACUCAAAGAUCAUGCGCGCGAACAUGCGGUACUCUCUGAACUGCUCGAUCAACGACUGUUCCACACCUCCCGGAGAGGCGACUGGUAUCAACGAAAAGCGUUACUUGAGGAGCACUAUAUGCACCUCCACUUGCCCUCGCCGGCUACAUGCAAGGAUAUUGACGCGAAGAAGAAGCACUUUAAGCGUGUUGCGCUUGAGACUUGUGAGCAGGGACUACAAGACCAGCUGACACACAUGAUCUUCCACCGAGACUUACAAAAGCGAACUACAAAGAUCGAAAAGUCUCUGAAGAUAGCGAAGCGGUUACAACACGAUUUCGAACAUGUACGCCUGACGAAAGCUGUGGAGAGGACUUUCAGCGGGACUCAGAUCGUACGUGCUGUCUCGGCGAGAAGAAAUAGCGAGCAGGGUCGGAGGAGCACGAAGACGAUAUGGCUAGAUCCUGCACCUGUCGUUCGCAAAGGCGAAGAAGACCAGGACGGGAGCGAUGUCAAGCAGGAGGUGGCCUCGAACGUGGAGCAGGUUCAACCCGAAUGCUCCGUUGAGGAAAUGUGUCUCUCCUCCUACCGCGCCCUAGGCUGGAAAGGCUACCACUGCGAGUCUGGGAUCAUCCGCACACUGUUUGCUUACCUCUUCUAUGACGUCUUGUUUCUCUACAUUCCAAACGUCUUUCAAACUGCAUAUCAGACGUGCCCGCUGGACCUACACACGGAUGCCUUCUACCCUUCUAGGAUCAGCGAAGUGAACGCACGACUCAACGAAAUUGCAAACGGAGAAGCGGGAUCUAUCAUCAGGCGAAUAUGGGAGGAACAUAGCGAGAGGAAGACUUGUGUAGUGGGGUUGGACUGGGCGUUUGAGUUGAGCGAUUUGCUGGAAAUUGCGGAGUGCUUUGAGGGACAGGCUUUGGGGACUGUGAUGAAGACUCUAGCGCAGGAGUAUGGACAACGAGGCGGCGGUGUACCAGAUCUAUUUCUUUGGAGGGAGUUUACGAAUGACGAAGAACGGAAAGGGAAGGGGGAGGUCAUGUUUAGUGAGGUGAAGAGUGAGAAUGAUCGGCUGAGUGAUACGCAGAGGAUGUGGAUUGAUGUCCUCAGUGGUGCUGGGGUUCGGGUAGAGUUGUGUCGGGCUGUGGCUGGAGAAGUGAGGGAGAGAGAUUGA
Molecule: messenger RNA, 2607 nt
Organism: Ramularia collo-cygni
Lineage: Eukaryota; Fungi; Ascomycota; Dothideomycetes; Mycosphaerellales; Mycosphaerellaceae
Exons: 1
Coding region: 1-2607 (868 amino acids)
Biological process (GO): interstrand cross-link repair
Cellular component (GO): nucleus
Molecular function (GO): 5'-flap endonuclease activity; 5'-3' exonuclease activity; flap-structured DNA binding
Source: RefSeq, a predicted model, not a curated record